UGCAGCUUAUCUUGCAUUAUAUCUCAAGUACAAGGUAAAAGAACAUAGCCAGACGGCAAGGCCGCAUCAGAUAUGAUAUGCGUAUGGGCACGGCGCCGCUUUCGCAGGGAACAAAGCUCGCGCAGCAUCCUAUCACCCAAAGCCACCAACACCUACCUGUGCUCGCGACACUGUUAUCAAUAGCCGGAAAGAAGAUGAAUGAUGAUAGGGGAGAGAAGGAUACAGCAAAGGAGGCAAGACAGAGCACGACCAUCUUUUCUAUCCUUGUCAAACUCGAAUUAUAACGGCUAGGCCGCAACAGGAUCAUCAGGCUCUGUGACUAAACCUUACUCAAGGUCUUUUAAUAGAGGAGGAGUUGACAUGAUAUAUUUUGUGGCAAUCAUUAGUAAAAAAGCAAGAAGGAGAUCCAAAUUGCUCUUUCAAUCUGCAAAAUGUUGGUCACAAAGCUUUGUGGGUUGGCUGAAUGCGGGUUGCCUCAUCAUAUCUUAAAUGCCACAAAGACGUGCAAUUACUCUGGCUUCAUUACAAGGUUCUCAUCACGAAAAGACAUCGCCCAGAAUUUGAACAAUGCCACAAAUCAUCGCAAUCAUCGGGGGGCUGGACGCUGAUCUAAUAAUGAUUGCAAAUCGUAUUCCUGAGCGAGGGGAAAGUGUUUUGGCAAAUGAGUAUCUCGAAGCCUUGGGAGGUAAAGGGGCAAACUCAGCGAUUGCAGCCUAUCGAACUUGUCACCAAAAGCCAUUGGAACAUGAAAGAUAUACUGCGGACUACGCAACAGCAACAGCAACAACCAAAAAAGGACCACACGCAUUGACACAGCUCGCCAUCGACGACGAAGACAACAUCCAGGUCAAAAUGAUUGGCGCAGUUGGUGACGACCGUUACGGGGAGAACUUUAUAGUCGAACUGAACAAGAACGGUGUUGAUACGACUGGUAUCGUGACAGUACCUAAUACGCGAUCGAGCAUCUGUUUUGUUAUGGUCGAGAAUUCAACUCGCGAGAACCGAUACCUCUUCACACAAGGAGCAACAGCAACAUGGAAGAAAGAAGACUUCAUUACGCCCGAACAGCUCGGAGGCAAGACCCCACCAGAUCUCGUCGUCGCGCAAAUGGAAAUCGACAAGGAGAUUGUUGAGACUAUGAUUGAGACUGCUGGCAAGGCUGGCAUUGAGUUUUGUCUAAAUGCAGCACCUGCGACCCCCAUCGACAAAGGCUUCUACCAGUAUCUCACUCAUCUGCUAGUCAACGAGUCAGAAGCAGCCAUUAUGUCUGGCCGUGACAAAGGGGAAGUCAAUGAAGAGACGUGGCCGGUUAUUGCUCAGGAGUUCUUGAACCGCGGUGUAAAAAAUGUGGUUAUUACUCUUGGUGCUAAAGGUGCGUUUUACGCAAAUGCAACGGAUAGUAAUCACUCUCCGGCUUUCAAUGUCAAAGUCGAGGAUACUACAGGCGCCGGAGAUACCUUCACGGGGGCUUAUGCCUCCGACUACCUACGCCAAAAAGCCAAGGGCGCUUGGGAAAUCGAGAGCGCAGUUAUCCGAGCAAACAAGGCAGCUGCAAUCACGAGUCAGACAGUGGGAGCACAGGACGGCAUCCCUUGGGCUGAUGAAAUCGAUAAUUUCGAUGCCCCCCACAAAGCUCCCAGUUUUAUACACUCAGAUUCAACUGCUGGCAUUACCAGCGAGGCUUGAGUAGAUAAAGUUAGACGAAAAGAUCGAAAGGCGGACAAGAAGGCAGAGCUGGUCAUCGAGAGAGAGAGUCUCGGGAAAUGAAUUUCCAUAUUUGGAUUUGUAAAAUACCGGUUCAUGAUUCAUCACGCUGUUUCACUGGAUCGUUUCUCGUUUUCUCGUAGGCAUCGCAUUCUAGCCAAUUCCCAUUUAGUAUUGCUGGUAUAAAGUAUGAAAGAGUGCAGUUGAGCAGGGAGUGGGUUACUCGA
Cadophora gregata is the source of this 1931-nucleotide messenger RNA. RefSeq lists its product as uncharacterized. Bases 568 to 1686 code for a protein of 372 amino acids. The transcript is spliced from 3 exons. NCBI's taxonomy places the organism in Eukaryota, Fungi, Ascomycota, Leotiomycetes, Helotiales, Ploettnerulaceae. Gene Ontology annotation, molecular function: ribokinase activity. The record is from RefSeq and is a predicted model, not a curated record. Gene Ontology annotation, biological process: D-ribose metabolic process.